Prosopis cineraria is the source of this 1730-nucleotide messenger RNA. Its product is annotated as polygalacturonase At1g48100-like. The transcript has 5 exons. NCBI's taxonomy places the organism in Eukaryota, Viridiplantae, Streptophyta, Magnoliopsida, Fabales, Fabaceae. Bases 58 to 1377 code for a protein of 439 amino acids. Gene Ontology annotation, biological process: carbohydrate metabolic process. The record is from RefSeq and is a predicted model, not a curated record. Gene Ontology annotation, molecular function: polygalacturonase activity.
GCCUCUCUACUUACAAGCUUGUAUUUUACAAUCUCUAAAUAUAUUUCUCUAUUGAAAAUGAAGUUUAUUAUCAACCUAAACACUUUUAGAUUGAUAUUUUUGAUUGCGCUUUGUGUGUGGUGUUCAAGCUUUGAAACUUGUAAUGGCAGAGAAGGCGUGAUGAUCAGGUCAUCAUAUUGGAGAAAACUCAAAGCGGCUUCUGGGUCUUCCACUUUUAAUGUGUUAGACUAUGGUGCUAAAGGUGAUGGAAAAGCAGACGAUACAAAGGCAUUUCAACAAGCUUGGGCAGCAGCUUGCAACGUGAAGGGAUCAAGGGUUUUGGUUCCAUCAGGGUCUGUGUUUCUCGUGAAAAUAAUCUCCUUCAAAGGCGGAACCUGUCAGCCCAACAUCUUUUUUCAGGUGGAUGGUAAAAUCAUCGCACCAACAAGCGCUUCAGCGUGGGGCUCAGGAACGUUGCAAUGGCUUGAGUUCAAAGAGCUUAACAAGUUUACAAUCAAAGGCAAAGGAGUGAUUGAUGGCCAAGGCUCUGUCUGGUGGAAUCGUCGCUCAGGAUUCCCAACAACAAAACCAACGGCACUAAGGUUCUAUGGAAGUAAUGGUGUAACGGUGACGGGCAUAACGAUUCAGCAGAGUCAGCAGACACAUCUCAAGUUUGAUUCAUGCACUAACGUCCAAGUCUCUGCCAUUACCGUUUCUUCACCCGGAGAUAGCCCCAACACUGAUGGCAUUCAUCUCCAGAAUUCUCAAGACGUUGUUAUCUACAGCAGUACUCUUGCUUGUGGAGAUGACUGUGUGUCUAUUCAAACUGGAUGUUCCAAUGUAUACAUACACAACGUCAAUUGUGGGCCACGUCAUGGGAUCAGUAUUGGAGGUUUGGGAAAAGACAACACAAGAGCCUGUGUUUCUAAUGUCACUGUCAGAGACACUACAUUCCAAAACAGCUUAACAGCUGUUAGAAUCAAGACAUGGCAAGGAGGUUCAGGCUCAGUUCAUGACAUCAGAUUCUCAGACAUUCAAGUCUCAGAGGUUGGAACACCGAUAAUGAUCGAUCAGUACUACUGUGACAAGAGAAAGUGUGGAAAUGAUUCAUCGGCUGUGGCUGUGUCUGGUAUCGAUUAUGUUAACGUUAAAGGGACAUUUUUUAGGGAGGCUGUGAGGUUCGCAUGUAGUGAUGCUGUGCCAUGUACUGGUCUAACGUUAGACACUGUACAGCUACAACCUCAAUCAAGCAAACAAGGUUCAAGCUUUGAUAAUAAUGGUGCUUUCUGUUGGAAGGCAUUUGGAGAGUUGAAGACUAAAACAGUCCCUGCAUUAGAUGACUGUCUACAAUCAGGCAACCCGUCGUCCAGAAUCAAUUCUAAUCAAGAUUCCUGCUAGUUCAUCACUGUCGAUUAUUGUCUUUGUGUGUGUGUGUGUGUGUGUACUGUUUCCCUAAAGUUUUAUACUUCAUAGCUGAUAAAUGUUUUAGAAUUAAUACUGGGAUUUGUGUGUAAAGUGUGAACCAUAUAUAUUAUACUCAUAUAUGUAAUAUACUAAUAUGGGUGUCGAAAAGAACCAUAGUGUAAAAGGAAAAUUGGUCUUUAAAUUCAGUUCGUCCUCUUGUUGGCUUGUGGGAUUGAUCAAUUUGCUGUCAUAUGGCAUAUCAUACAUAUAUUGUAAAAUAUUGCAUUGUGGACAGUGUCGGGGAGGUCAAUGUGUAUAAAUUAAUUCAUCUCUCACGUUUUGUUGAA